AUGACCGAAGCUCAUCAUGACCUGCCGUCUUCUGAACCAGAGCCGCGUGCAGCAGGACUUGUCGACACGCCUUUGCCCCACGACGACAACACCCACAAUCCUGCUUCCACUAUCGCUGCUUCAACCGCAACUCGUGCUUUAAUUGACUCAACGGCUGAUAGCGCUUCGACUUCUGGAGCGGAACUGGGACCUGGACCUGGACCGAGCUUGGUAGAUAAUUCGAAUAAUUCGGAGGGUGUUGCUGCUGCUGCUUCGUCUCGCAUGUUGACCGUAGAAGAGACAAAGGGUUCGUUUUUGGAGCUGGCGCGGACGCCGGAGCCGGAUUUAGAGGCGGAUGGGGAGGACGAAUAUGCACCGAAGGGUGAUAUCAGGGGGGCGCGACGAGAGAGUGACCAAGAGGCGGAGGUGGAUGGGAACACGAACUCUUCGAACGUACCUGAACCAGCGGCAGACGGUAUAGCUUCACGCACGGAUCCGCAAUUCGUGACCUCUACUUCUCCGGCGUUACAAGGUACGACGACGAGCGGAAACGAUUCCGGGUACGAGGUGGAGGAAGAGAACGAAACCACUAUUCGUGACGACUCUUGGCAUCCUCUAUCGCCGCACGUACCUCCCAAGCAAGAGAAAGGAGUAGAAGACGAUGAAGAAGCGGUUCACAGUGGUCAAGACAUGACUAUGGUCGUCGAAGAAGGGGAUGUUGUGGAUUCACGUGGGCGACUCAUGUAUUCUGUUGACGAGGAAGUGGACGAGAAACUGUCGGCGGUGAACUCACCAAGACGAGCGUCACAUCUUCGUCUGAAUCUCAAAGCUUCUUCCCCACAGCCUUGGGAAUUGGUCGACCCACCUGACAGUAAUGGUCACCAGACAAAGCCUGAACAUGAACUCGAAUCACGGUUCCAUUCAUUGCAGAGUCGGCAUCGAUCGCUUGUUCCCAAAUCUUCUUAUUACUUUGGCCCACCAGCUCCUGAUUCGGCGUAUGGCACUGCACCAAUAGGGCAGAUAGGGCUGCACCACCCGCGGGAGAUCUUACGCAUCGAACGUGACUAUACUGGCGGCGAACUCAUCCAAUUUGCGCCGAUAUAUCCGUUAGAACUCGAAGGCCGGAUAACCCCAACGCAGUUUCUAGAAUCCAUCAAUGCCAUGAAUGAGCUUCUAAUUUCAGCACACAGCCUCCGACAUUCCUUUUUCGACAAUGUCCUGGCUGUACUCACUCUACAGCUUUCAAGAAUUGUUACUACUUCGCAUUAUGAGAAGGAAAUGCAACGGCUACAACAACUGUUUGACGAUCUGAACGCUCGCCUGUUCAAUCCUGUCGGCCUUAAUCUUCUGUGGCCUAGAAAAGUUGCCUUCCUAUACCUCGAGAUCGAAUAUUAUGUCCGUGUUCUACAGCCUCGUUUCAGCAGCCCUCGCUAA
Pleurotus ostreatus (oyster mushroom) is the source of this 1413-nucleotide messenger RNA. RefSeq lists its product as uncharacterized. The record is from RefSeq and is a predicted model, not a curated record. Gene Ontology annotation, cellular component: endoplasmic reticulum palmitoyltransferase complex; extrinsic component of endoplasmic reticulum membrane. The transcript is spliced from 5 exons. Bases 1 to 1413 code for a protein of 470 amino acids. Lineage: Eukaryota; Fungi; Basidiomycota; Agaricomycetes; Agaricales; Pleurotaceae. Gene Ontology annotation, biological process: protein targeting to membrane; peptidyl-L-cysteine S-palmitoylation.